Messenger RNA from Thamnophis elegans (Western terrestrial garter snake), 2926 nucleotides. It is a transcript of the gene CDS2, whose product is annotated as CDP-diacylglycerol synthase 2. The record is from RefSeq and is a predicted model, not a curated record. Gene Ontology annotation, cellular component: endoplasmic reticulum membrane. The transcript has 13 exons. Lineage: Eukaryota; Metazoa; Chordata; Lepidosauria; Squamata; Natricidae. Gene Ontology annotation, molecular function: phosphatidate cytidylyltransferase activity. Bases 88 to 1428 code for a protein of 446 amino acids.
GCGGGGCUUCUGCUGCCGCCGCUGCUGCUGCUGCGUCGCGCGGAGGAGCCGGAGCGGAUCGCAGCGCGGGUGAAGCGGCGGCCCAGGAUGAGCGAGCUCAGGCAGCGGCUUGCGCGGGAGCCCGAGGGGCAGCACGACGCCGAGGGGAAGGAAUCAGAGCUGGAAAACAAGCUUGAUGGAGGAGAAACUGCAUCGGAUAGCGAGAAUAAAUCGGAAGCCGCCCCGCCCUCUUCGGCCGAUGAUACCCCUGAGGUUCUCAACAGAGCACUGUCGCGCCUGUCCUCAAGAUGGAAGAACUGGUGGGUGAGGGGCAUCUUGACGCUGGCCAUGAUUGUCUUCUUCUUCAUCAUCAUCUACUUAGGACCCAUGGUGUUGAUGAUGAUUGUCAUGUGUGUCCAGAUCAAAUGCUUCCACGAGAUCAUCACCAUUGGUUACAACGUGUACCAUUCCUAUGAGCUGCCCUGGUUCAGGACACUGAGUUGGUACUUCCUGCUCUGUGUGAACUAUUUCUUCUACGGCGAGACGGUGACAGAUUAUUUUUUCACUCUGGUCCAGAGGGAGGAGCCCUUACGCAUUCUUAGCAAAUAUCACCGUUUCAUUUCCUUCACCCUCUACUUAACAGGCUUUUGCAUGUUCGUCUUGAGCCUGGUGAAAAAGCAUUAUCGUCUUCAGUUUUACAUGUUUGGCUGGACCCAUGUGACUUUGCUAAUAGUUGUUACCCAGUCGCACCUCAUCAUUCACAACCUGUUUGAAGGAAUGAUCUGGUUUAUUGUCCCGAUUUCCUGUGUCAUCUGCAAUGACAUCAUGGCAUACAUGUUUGGAUUCUUUUUCGGACGUACCCCGCUGAUUAAGUUGUCCCCAAAGAAAACCUGGGAAGGGUUCAUUGGAGGAUUCUUUGCCACUGUCGUGUUUGGCCUUUUACUAUCAUAUCUGAUGUCCGGAUACAGAUGUUUCAUAUGUCCAGUCGAAUUCAACAACGACACCAACAGCUUCACAGUGGACUGUGAGCCUUCAGAGCUUUUCCAGCUGCAAGAAUAUAACAUCGCUCUUGUGCUUCAGUCUGUGAUUGGAUGGAAGACAGUCCGGAUGUACCCCUUCCAGAUCCACAGCAUUGCCCUCUCCACGUUUGCAUCCCUGAUCGGACCUUUUGGGGGCUUCUUCGCCAGCGGUUUCAAAAGAGCGUUCAAAAUCAAGGAUUUUGCCAACACCAUUCCUGGGCAUGGUGGCAUCAUGGAUCGAUUCGACUGCCAGUACUUGAUGGCCACUUUUGUCAAUGUGUAUAUUGCCAGUUUUAUCAGGGGCCCCAAUCCGAGCAGGCUCAUCCAGCAGCUCUUAACCCUGCGGCCCGAUCAGCAGCUAAACAUCUUCAACACGCUAAAGGCUCACCUGGUCGACAAGGGGGUGCUCCCCACUUCUGAGGACGCAUAGGCGGCUCGUCGAUCGGAGUGUGGCUGAGCAAGGACCCCUCCUCUCCUCCCACCUGCCAUAGCACCACUGCCCACCCAUCCAACUUGCCCUGUCCAGCACAAUAACCGAGCCUCUCUUCACUUUCUCCUUCCUCUUAUAUCAAAAGGGGGGUGUCAGUGGCUUUGGGGGGGACGGGACCGUUUGUUUCCAAGCAGACAGGAGAGGGGGCUUCACUGGGGAGGAAUUUGAGGUGCAGCGGGGGAACAGACCUGGCUGAUGGUUUUAGAAGGCAGCUUUUCUCCCCUUCAGAGCCGCGCUUGGGUUUUUCUCAACCUGGGGGUGGUUGGGGUGCAUGUGUCUCCUUUAUUCUUUCCCCAGGGAGAGAGGGGAGAAAGGAAGCAGGUGGCAGCAAGGAAAUACUUCACAGCUCAGAAGACAACAGGGGUGUGGUUGUGCACUGACGUUCCCUCCUGAAUUCUAUUGUGCAGCAAAAAUGGUUGUGGCACUUGAUCAAACUUUCCGGAGACCAGAAUAACCACGACACCUCCCACGUCGGCCUCCCCAGUCUGGAUGGAUGGGAAGACAGACAGAGAGGGGGGGAAAGAUACAUAAAUAGAGUAGAGACAGAAAGAGAGAGAGUGUGUGUGCGUGUGUGCGCACGCAUGCGUGUGUUGAGCGUGCACUCACAUUGGCCAUUUCCCCCCUACAGAAAAGCUACGAGAACCUCCAAUGCUAGAUUGUUUCAAAACAAAAUUUCUUUUCCCUGUAAACAGCUGGUGCUGUGUUGUGUCCGUAGCCUUGCUGCCUCUACUACGCUCUGUUCAUGGGGGAGCUUUCUGGGCCUGGAAACCUCUCUCCAGGGAGGCUGGGAGUGGCUGGGAAGAGGAUCGGUUGGGAUCUUAACCUCAUUCCCAUCCUGAUCUCCCCAAUACAUCCGCUGCAUGUAGAGGAAUGAAAAGAUGAUCCCACCCAUUGCUGGCUUCCUUCCCAGCCCAUGUUCAUGGAUGAGAAGGCCAAAAUGACACACACACACCCCAGUGGCCUUCAGGAUGUGUGAUUGUCACCCCUUGCCAAGGAAGGGGUAGGCAGGCAGAAUCACUCUUGGUAACGCCAAACCAUUUGCCGUCCGGAAAAUCGGCACAAAAAAUGAGUUUGCUUCUCAAAGGGAGCUAAUUUUAAGCCAGUGCCCUCAAGGACAUCAAAGUGGGCCCGUCUUCUGUCCUGUGGCUCCUGCAGAUGCUCUAAUCUGGAUGGAGGCUUGUUAUGGUCUCGCUAGAAGCGAAGGCACGGCAGGAAGGAAGUGAGCCGGGCUGCGUACGGAGAGAACUUGGGUGAAUAUUGAUCAAAGUGAAAAGAACAGAGCAGGCUGGGGAAGGCAGGGUGCCUGACGUCGUUGGCAUCAACCUACUUGGCUCCAGAGAAACCUGUUUGAUUUGCGUGUGUGGGGUGUGUCCCCUAAUGCAUAGAGGGGGGCUCUCCCCACCUCCAUCCACAGCGUAGUACCUGAUACUCAAAUGUC